AUGGCUGCAAGUCGUGUACAGCGCUGGGCCGUUUUCUUGUCUGGCUAUGAUUUUAAUAUUAGACACAUCAAGGGGACAGAAAAUGGACCAGCUGACGCGCUAUCUAGAGUUUUAACUAAUGAUAUUAAUACUUGUAAAAACCAAAUUGAUGAGGCAAACUAUAGUUUUCUUAAUUUUGUAACGGAUGAAGCGGAAUGGAUCGAUAUUGACAUUGUUCGAAAUGAAACACUUAAAGACCCCGUUUUGAGUCAAGUUUGCGAAUUUUUGAGGCAGGGCUGGCCCGCAAAAAUCAAUGAACAAUUACAGCCUUUUAAAAAUAGACAGCUCGAACUGGCCAUUGAAAAUGAAUGCAUUCUAUGGGGCCAUAGAUUAGUCAUCCCAAUGAGCUUACAGGUAAUAAUUUUAAAAGAAUUACAUGAAGCUCACAUGGGAAUUGUUAAGAUGAAGGCGCUUGCUCGGUCUCACGUCUGGUGGCCAGGCAUUGACAAGGCAAUCGAAAAUACGGUCAAAUCAUGUGACCUCUGUUUACGGUUAAAUAGCGACCCCCCUCGCGCGUUACUUCACGUCUGGAAAUGGCCUGACGCACCGAACCAGCGCAUUCAUGUAGAUUUCUGCGGUCCAAUCGAAGGAUAUAUGUAUAUAGUGAUCACGGAUGCGUAUUCGAAAUGGGUAGAUAUUCGUGAGCUGCCAAACAAUACGGCGAACACCACCAUUAAGAUUCUGAAGGAAUAUAUAAGUAUAUGGGGUUUGCCAGGAACGAUCGUUACAGAUAACAGACCGACUUUUACGUCGGAAGAGUUCAAGGUUUUUCUCGAGAAAAAUAACAUUAAACAUCUACGAUCAGCACCAUAUCACCCCGCUUCGAAUGGCGCAACCGAGAAUGCCGUAAAAACUUUUAAAACUAAAUUCAAAUUGCUGAGUAAAAAAUUAUCUCACCACGACGCACUAUAUAAGUAUUUAUUUGUUUAUCGCACAACACCACAUUGCACGACCGGAUGUACUCCCGCCUAUUUACAGAUGGGAAGAGAAUUAAAGACUAGAUUAGGCACCCUCGAGACGUCAGUGCGAGCCAAGGUAGAAAAUAACCAGAUAAAACAAAAAUUGUUUUUUAAGGGUAACCGCACCCAAGAAUUUGAUAUUAAGGAUUCUGUUAUGGCCAAAGAUGUUACGGGAAAUCAAUGGCGAAAGGCUGAAGUAAUUGAUAAGAUAAGCCCGGUACUAUAUAAUGUUAAGCUCGACGAUAGCAGAAUCUGGAGGAGGCAUAUAGAUCAGUUACGAACUUACGAGGAUAAAUUCAAAGCCCCCACUACCUUCCAUAAGGAAAUACAGGUGCCACACGUAGCUAAAAACACGCAAGAAAACCUACCUCCUGUUCUACUAUCGACGACUCCAAUACGCGAGAAGCUACCGAUCACUGACGCUCAAUCGCUCGAACAACAUAACGAACCACCGACGACUGAUUCUGUAAUCGCGGACGAACCGUCAUCUAUCGGCGCAAACAGCAGGCCUGCGACCGUUGAACCUAGACGAUCAUCUCGAGUUCGUAAAGCCCCGCAACGCUUAAAUUUAUAA
This is a messenger RNA of Copidosoma floridanum, 1572 nucleotides long. RefSeq lists its product as uncharacterized. The record is from RefSeq and is a predicted model, not a curated record. Lineage: Eukaryota; Metazoa; Arthropoda; Insecta; Hymenoptera; Encyrtidae.